UCAUAAAUACUUAUUAGCAAAACGCAAUGGCAACAAAAGGAGACGUUUCUGUCUGCAGGGCUGGCCUCGGCGCGCUCUCCAAAAGAUUCAGCGGCAGGAAGAAAGCACAGGGAGGCAUGCUUUCCAGUGCAAAGUCUGACCUUUCAUUGCAGCUCAGCAGAAAAAGCAAUGAAGUCAUCCGAAAGCUUCCGCAAACAUCCGAAGUAGAGAACGCCAAAUGCGAGUGCUGCUGCAUGUCGGAGGAGUUCACAAAGGCUUACAUCAAAGGAGUUAGAGAGAAGUUUAGCGGGCAUUGGAUUUGUGGGCUCUGUUGCGAGGCGGUGAAGGAGGAGAUGGAGAAGAUGGGAGGGAAUAAAGAAGAAGCUCUUCAUGCGCAUAUGAGCGUUUGCUCUAAGUUUAACAACAUUGGGAGAAAGCAGCCUGUGCUGUAUCAAGCGGAAGCCAUGAGAGAGAUGUUGAGGAGGUGUUCUUCCAGAGCAAGGGAUCCAAAUUUAACAGGGGAUUCAACAGAGAAGAUGAAUAAGGGAGGGAUCAUGAGGACUUCGAGUUGUAUUGCAGCUAUCACAAAGGAGACCAACGGUCGGCUGCAAGUGAAGUAA
This is a messenger RNA of Phalaenopsis equestris, 599 nucleotides long. RefSeq lists its product as uncharacterized. Lineage: Eukaryota; Viridiplantae; Streptophyta; Magnoliopsida; Asparagales; Orchidaceae. Bases 27 to 599 code for a protein of 190 amino acids. The record is from RefSeq and is a predicted model, not a curated record. The transcript has a single exon.